AGCCCAUUGCAAUAUUUUCUAAGCAACUACGCAAAAGUAUCCUUAUCACUUUGUGAGGGUAUUAGUCGUCUCGAAGGAAUUAGAUUGUGCAGUCUUGAAUCACCAUAUCAGACGAGGUAGUCCUUGGAUGCAAUGAUACUAUAAGUCGGAUAUGAGAGAUACACAUGAUUCUAUUGGGGUCUUGACUAAAGUGAACUCUCUUACAAAAUCAGCAUGACGUUAAGAUCAAAGAAACGGUGGAAUUGCAUAGUGCCACUCCGUUUGACCGAAAAAUCAGCCCGCCAUUUCUGUUUAUUUUCAAAAGUGAAGUCAGAUAAUGAUGAUGCGAAAAGUACCCCAGUUUAUCUCAAUGUGUAUGACUUGACACCUGUGAAUGGUUACGUUUAUUGGGCUGGCCUAGGUAUAUUUCACUCCGGUGUAGAAGUUCAUGGUGUAGAAUAUGCAUUUGGAGCUCAUGACUACCCAUCAAGUGGUGUAUUUGAAGUUGAACCUCGUCAAUGCCCCGGAUUUAAGUUCCGGAAGUCCAUAUUCAUUGGUACUACAACGUUGGAUGCUACUCAGGUUAGGGAGUUCAUGGAACGUCAAGCAUCAAAUUACAACGGCGAUACAUAUCACCUGAUUGUAAAGAACUGCAACCACUUCUGCAAGGACAUAUGCUACAAGUUGACUGGAAAAAGAACUCCAAAAUGGGUUAAUCGACUCGCCAAAUUAGGUUCCAUGUUCAACUGUGUGCUACCAGAAACACUUAAGAUUACUGGCGUGCAACAUGAUCCCAAAUACCAGCCGUCCGACGAUAGCGAGAAAAGGAGACUGAGAAGUAGUUUCAGUUGUCUGUCCUCAAUCUCAUCGAGGCAGAAGCAGCUAUCAACUUCUUCGAUGUUGCUACAGUCCCCCUUGAAAGGGUGCCUGCCGUGGGAGUUAAAAAGGUCUACUAAUGGUUCAUUCAAAGAAAGGUAAGCAAAGAUGAUUUUCGACCGUCAACUCGCCUCAAAACGUCAGCACGGCAAGCUCAUGUUCUGCUUUCUGUAUAAUGGUCAAGCUAAUCGUGCGUUUGGAGACAAUUCUUUCUGCCCUUUUGUUUGUGUUUUGGUAUGGUAAUAUCCACUGAUGUAAAUCGACUAACGUCCCCCUGAAAGAAUCGGCAUGCUUCUGCUGUUGGUUAAUGGUUUUGGCGAAGCAAUACAUAAUAUUUGGUCUUGAAAACUCUACCAUGUAGUCUAGUUUACAGUAUGAACCGUUUAGGAGCUAUUUGCGUAAAUAAUAUAUAAAGAAUUAUCCUAGUUGAUGCAAAGCAUCUCAUGGAGAUAAAUGUUCUCAUGUACAGAAACAGUUUCUUUUCCACUCCCUAUCUGCAUUGCCUAUGGCUUUUGCAGAAAGUAAAUGUUUAGGCAUUGGUGUUGAGGCAACAUGGUACAAAGUUGUGUUUUCCACUGGUUCUUGAAUGUAAGCCGGCUGUUGAUAUUUUGGCAAGACUGCAAAAUGUGUUUAUCUGACUGAAUUUUCCCAUAUAUACAGUGUAUUUUCACUGCAAGUAAUUCUCCAUUAUCCCCCAUUUCCUGAGAAUAAAGCAGUUCGGGUAACAGCAAAAACAUGAGAGAAACAAAAAACUAUGCGUCCGUCCUGUAAUAUAUUUACUCAGACAUUAUGAGGGGAUGAGCAUAGAAGCGAAAUCACAAAUACCCAAUAGUUCAGGCUAUAGAUCCUUAAACCAUUUACGUGAAAACUGUGCUGAAGAACUCAAAAGUUUCUGAUUUCAUGCAAUUAACAGACGACGAAUUCUAUAUUUCUCCACUUUCUACUGCAAGCUGAGGACACAGCUUAGAUCAGUUCCACGCAUUACCAUACAAAUUUGAACAAGUGAGAGUCGCUAUAUCCAGAGAGGCAUUCUCUAAUCAUAUAGAUAACAACAAUGAUUCCCCAGCACCAUGUAUCUAUCUGCACGUUUCAUUUUA
Messenger RNA from Sesamum indicum (sesame), 1952 nucleotides. Its product is annotated as deSI-like protein At4g17486. Gene Ontology annotation, biological process: protein deubiquitination. Gene Ontology annotation, molecular function: deubiquitinase activity. NCBI's taxonomy places the organism in Eukaryota, Viridiplantae, Streptophyta, Magnoliopsida, Lamiales, Pedaliaceae. The record is from RefSeq and is a predicted model, not a curated record.